Molecule: messenger RNA, 705 nt
Organism: Periconia digitata
Lineage: Eukaryota; Fungi; Ascomycota; Dothideomycetes; Pleosporales; Periconiaceae
Source: the annotation of a GenBank genome assembly
ACACGGCGGAGAGCACCGACAAUGGCAACUCCCAUCGACCAAAAGUUCCACAACGAACAAACUUGCAUCAAAUCCACUGCUGACACCACCUGCUGUAACAAUCUCAACCUCUCCCUCCGUCUUCCCUGCAUGCACCCACCUCUUCUUCACGACCUUAACACCAGACUCCCCUCCAGCAGCUUUAUUCGCAUACUCGGGCAGCGCGUCGUAGAACAUGUGAUGCGUCGUGACAGUUCGGCCUCUCAAUACGUCUGCUGCGGCAAGUAUAAGACUUCCUGUACACACGCUCUGGAGGAACCUGCGUCCGGUCUCCUUGCGCGGAGGAAGCUCCGAGAACUUCUUGAUCAGCUGCUUGAUCUGCGUGCCGCCCUCACUGGCUAGGAGCUCGUCGAUAAAUUCAGGACCCGAGCCUGGAAUCACCAAGAUGUCGAAUUCGGAAAGGCGGUCGAAGACUGAAGAGACGGUUUCAUCCGGGAUGUACUUCAGCAUUUCGCUGUGAGAUUGGACCGGGUUUGUGAGGGCAAACGUUGUUGUCUUGAAUUUCCUCUCUGCGCCUAGCGGUUGCCCGCUUGUAUAUAUUUCUAGGGGCCCGGUGAAGUCGAUGGGGUCGGCGCCCGCAUAGAUGAGAACUGCCACGUUGAAUUGAGGAGCCAUUUUGAUGGUGGAAAUAAAUUCUAUGGAUUCGAAGUAUUGCAGAAGUAGCUU